GUCCCUGGUGCUGAUCUGUCCCUCUGCACAGCUCUGUCACCCCACAUGAUCCCUGUCCCCUUGUGUCCCUUGUGGGGCAUCUCCUGUCCCAUAUGUCCCCAAGUUGUCACUGCUGGGGCUGAUCCUGUCCUUCCACACGGCCCCUGUCCCUUGCACAUCCCACAUCCCCUGUCCCCUCCCUGUCCCUGGCAGCACAGAUCCUGUCCCGUGUCCCUCAGAUGUCCCCUCUGGGGCUGGUCCUGUCCCCCUGGAUGGGGCUGAUGCUGUCCCUCCGCGCCAUCCUUGUCCCCCACCGUGUCCCCGCGGGGGCGUGGCCUGUGGGAAGGGGCGUGGUCAGUGUGAAGAGGGCGUGGCCGGCGGGUGGUAACGCCGCGCCCGCCUUCCGGGUCGGGACCGGCCGAGCGGAGCCGAACCCGGACGGGCCGGGCCCAGCCGAACUCCAUCGGGCACAGCGGGCCGAACCCGCUCGGCUGAGCCAAACCCGACCGGGCCGGGAGCAGCCGAACCCGCUCGGACCGAGCCGAGCGGAGCCGGGAGCAGCCGAAGGCGCUCGGGCCGGCUCCGGUGCGGGCCAUGGGGCAGAUCGAGUGGGCCAUGUGGGCGAACGAGCAAGCGCUCGCCGCCGGGCUCAUGGCCAGAAGUACCUGACAGCCGUGGUGAAGCUGCUCGGGCCCCUCACCAGGAAUUAUUACAUCCGAGCCAUCCUCCACGCUGCCCUGGCUGUCCCCGCCGGUUUCCUCCUCUCCACCAUCCUGGGCACCGUCUGCCUGGGCAUCGCCAGCGGCAUCUACCUGCUGGCCGCAGUUCGAGGGGAGGAGUGGAGACCCAUCGAGCAGAAGCCCCGGGAGCGGCCGCAGGUGGGGGGCACCAUCAAGCAGCCCCCCAGCAACCCGCCGCCCCGGCCCCCCACCGACGCCCGCAAGAAGCAGCCAGAGGUGGGGGGGCAGGAGAACCCCAUCCCUGUGGAGGUGGAAUAACAGGGGAUCCUCCUGCCCUGCUGCCCUGCUCCCGCUCCUGCUUCCCAGCUGCUCCCAGAUCCACCCCAGGCUCCUGGGGAUCCCCCAAACCCUGGGGGUGCUCAGUUCCUUGGUGGGGCCCCAGCUCCUGGUGAUGCUCAAACCCCUGGGAUCAUCAGUUCCCCCGGGCUUCCCAGCCCCUCAAGGGAUUCCCAAAUCCCCAGUGAUGCUCAGCUCUUUGUAGGAUCUCUGUCUUCCUGUAGGGUCUCCAGCUCCAGGGGUCCCCAAAUCCCCAGUGAUGCGCAGCUCCCAAAUUCCCAGCAAUGUGGUGCUCCCUGUGGGGUUUCCAGCCCUUGGGGCUUCCCAGCUUCUGGAGAUUCCCAAAUCCGUGGGGAUGCUCAAGUCCCUAUGGGGUCUUCAGCUCCUAGGAACUCCCCUGCUCGUGGACCUCCCCAAAUCCCCAGGGACGUUCAGCUUCCUGUGAGGUCUGCAGCCCCCAAUGGCUUCCCAUCUCCUGAAGAUCCCCAAAUCCUUGGGGAUGCUCAGCUCCUUGUGAGUCUCCUGUUUCCAGGGGCUCCUCAGCUCCUGGGAAACUCCAAAUCCCUGGGCAUGCUCUGCUCCCUGAGAGUCCCAACUCUCCAAGCAGCCCCCAGUUCCCCAGGGAUCCCCAAAUCCCUGUGGAGCACAGCCCUCAGGGGAUCCCCAGUGCCCCGGGGGGAUCAGGCAGCUCUGCUCCAGCUCUCCCUGGUUUUUGUCACUUCCGCAGCUGCAAUAAAAAGUAGGAAAGGCA
This is a messenger RNA of Corvus hawaiiensis (hawaiian crow), 1746 nucleotides long. Its product is annotated as cytochrome b-245 light chain. The transcript has 4 exons. Gene Ontology annotation, cellular component: NADPH oxidase complex. Lineage: Eukaryota; Metazoa; Chordata; Aves; Passeriformes; Corvidae. Gene Ontology annotation, biological process: superoxide anion generation. The record is from RefSeq and is a predicted model, not a curated record. Bases 219 to 977 code for a protein of 252 amino acids. Gene Ontology annotation, molecular function: heme binding.